AUAUAGAAAAAUGAUGAUAACUGUAUUAAAGCAGGUCUGUCUUUGUGGCUCUACAUGAGUGAAACCUUUUCAAGGCAGUGAAGGGAGGAAAUGUAAUUAUCAGGAGGUGGCCUGUAUGAAGCUGAAGUUCCACAAAUGUGGACUCUUGCACAGUGUGUACACAGCAGUGAAUUUGUUUGUUUGUUCGACAGCUAAGCUGCAAUCUUUGGAGGGCUGUUGCUGAAGUUAUGUUCCAUGAUGCCUUAUGUUCCCUAGGCCAGAAACUAGUGGAGUGGCACCAGCUAGAUGUAACUUCUUUCUUGGACCAAGUGACUGGGUUCCUGAGUGAGCAUGGACAACUGGAUGGGCAUUCUACUAGCCCUCCCCAAAAAUGUUCUCGUUCUGAGAGUCUCAUUGAUGCCAGUGAGGACAGCCAGUUGGAAGCUGCUAUCAGAGCCUCAUUACAGGAGACGCAUUUUGAUUCCUCACAGGCCAAGCAGGAAAGUCGGUCAGAUGAGGAGUCUGAAUCGGAGCUUUUUUCUGGAAGUGAAGAGUUUAUUUCUGUUUGCGGAUCUGAGGAGGAGGAGGAAUCGGAGAAUCCUGCCAAGUUGAGGAAGUCUCCACACAAGGACUUGGGGUAUAAAAAAGAGGAGAGUCGGAGGCCUCAGCCUGAGCCCCCUGCAAGGACAGAGCCUGGAACAACACCAAAUCACAGAGUACUGCCCUGCAUUGAUGCAGGGAUAUUGGAGGAGUCAACUGACAAGCCUGAAAGUACAUUACAGGGCCUAGAUGUGAAUGGUAAGUUGUCACAGUUUUUUAUAGUGACUUGCAAGUGUUUUGCUCUUUUUCUGAAAGUCUUCAUAGACUGACAAUUGUGGUUUCAGUCCUGGUUUUGAAGAACUAAAUCUUGUCUUCUGUCUUCCUCUUUCCUUGAAGCUAAACAUUUGGAUGGGUCACUCUGCCUACAGCAGCACUUGGAUGUGAUGCAAACUGCACAGUCAUGUUAGUCCCUGAGCUCAAGUUUCUUAGUUUAAGACCUUGUCUGAGAGAAAUGUCCAUUGGUGUAAUACAGGUGCCUAUGAUGUGGCUUCUGCCGGUGUCAUAGAGUGAAACAGAGUAACAUCAGUUCUACCUCAUGCUCCAUUAGUUUGGCUGCCUUGAGGGUCUGGACUGAGUUUUAACAGUGCAAAAUUGUGCUAAUAUUAACAAGUGCUAGGAGUCUCUGUUCCUCCCAGCAGUCUGAGUCAGGAUGUAGCUGAGUAAGGUGGUCUCAAAGGCAAAGGGUAGCACCAUGUGCUUUUUUCUGGGAACGCUGACAUAUGUCAGUCACUACAGAAUCACAGAAUCAUUUAGGUUGGAAGGGACCU
Struthio camelus australis is the source of this 1346-nucleotide messenger RNA. The record is from RefSeq and is a predicted model, not a curated record. NCBI's taxonomy places the organism in Eukaryota, Metazoa, Chordata, Aves, Struthioniformes, Struthionidae.